UCGGGGACAGUGAGCCGAGCCGGGCCUGGCCUUGGGACCCAGGGGUCUGCGCACGCGGUCGGCGCAUGAGAAUGAGUGCGACACCGCGCGGGGGCGCAACAGAGGGCUGACAGGUCCAUGGCGUUCCUGAGCAACCGCAGUAGCGGCAACGCCUUCUCCGGCCUCCUGUUCUGGCUUCAGCUCCUCGGGCCUCUGCUCAGUGAGGCCUCAGUGGGUAGGGGUUACAGACCCCAGGAACAGUCCUCAGCGACCUUGGCAGGCUCAGAGGCCCCAGCUCCUCCCAGACACCUGAAAAUCCCAAAGAUUCCACAUCCUGCUGUAGCUCCAGCCCCAGCAGGGGCUCCAGGAUCUGGGGCUACUUCAGAGCCCACAGUGGGACUAUUCUUGAAAUCCAAUGGGGAUUCUAAUCCAUUUCCAGAUGUGCUUCCUUCAGUAUGUGGGCAAAGAAGUAUGAGGAUAUUUGGUGGAAGUGAAGCCCCACGGAGGAAAUGGCCCUGGCAGGUGAGCCUGCAGUCCUAUAAUAGACAUGUAUGUGGAGGCUCCCUCAUCACCAACCGGUUAGUGCUCACUGCUGCCCACUGUGUCUUUGGUAGACUAAGGGAAUACACGGUGAUGCUGGGACACAAUAAUUUGUUUGAGUUUGAUGACAACGCAGUUGUGAUUCGAGUUAAAGACAUUGUUCUUCAUCAAUAUUAUAAUUUUCGACUACUGACUAAUGACAUUGCCAUUGCUCUGUUGGAUGUUCCUGUGAAUUAUUCCUCGUACAUCCAGCCUAUAUGCCUGCCUGAGAGGCCUUUCACAGUGAAUGCUGAGACAUUGUGCUGGGUGACCGGAUGGGGCCGCAUGGAAAGGAAUGUGCGGCCAAAAAAGCUUCGUGAAGCUGAACAAAAGAUUCUUUCCCAGAAGAUUUGUAAUGAGAAGUAUCAGAGAUAUUUCAGAACAUCAGUCACCAUGGUGCGACAAGGCAUGAUCUGUGGCUAUUAUGACGUGCAGCGUAGUCCUUGCUGGGGAGAUUCUGGGGGCCCUCUUGCCUGUGAAGUUAACAACACAUGGAUCCAGAUAGGUGUCGUGAGCUGGGGUUACAGUUGCGGUGUCCUUCCUUCUGUUUAUACAGAGAUCAUCCAGUUUAAGAAGUGGAUCAAUGAUAUUUUAAAUCAGGCUUCUGGUAUAUAUUCCAUGGGAGUCUGUAUGCUGCUCAUAUAUCUUCUGCUUUCCAAGGCCAUCCUGGUGACCAUAUGAUCACCCGGGCCCACUCCCUUCCUAUUUGUGGGGUCUCCCACUAGACCUCUCCUCUAACCUCCCUUUCCUUCUCAAUGUCCUUUCUUCAAAUCUGGAGAGACUCUUUGACCCUCGAGAGACCCACAGUUUAACAUGCCUGGGCCAUGCUCUCCCUGUUGGAAAGGAAGGCUCAAGUGCCCGCAGUCCUGUCAUGGGUAGCAUGAUGACUUGAGACACUUUGGAGAAUAUGUGCCAAAGGAUAGAAGUCAUCACGGUGAAACCCUGGUUUCAGGGUCUCCUUGAGACUGUCUCACCAGAGAUGUCAGGAGGAAGAGAGACGGUUGGGGGGGAUAGGGAGAUGCUCCUAAGUAGCAGUGCACAAAGAGCACUUGUAUAUAUUUGCUAAUUAACUUACAAAAAAGCUGUUUUUAAAUCAGGACCUACGUGACAGGGGUCCAUGCCCCUCCAAAGAAGGAAAAAAUGCCUGAUUGAUAUUUUGAUCGGACUAAAGCCUGCAUAAAUACCUUGUGGACAUGAAUGUCUUAUCCAGGAUUGGGCAGGGGGCUGACUUCCUUAAACCUACAUAUCUAUAUAAAUCCCUAGACAAUAGCCACCCUUUGUUAUUCCUCUUUGGGAUUCCUCUCUCUUUGGGAACUCUACUUUUUUUUUUUCUAUUACUCUAAUAAAGCCUGUUACUUUACUCUCA
This is a messenger RNA of Ictidomys tridecemlineatus (thirteen-lined ground squirrel), 1924 nucleotides long. The record is from RefSeq and is a predicted model, not a curated record. Lineage: Eukaryota; Metazoa; Chordata; Mammalia; Rodentia; Sciuridae.